UGCCUAUUUACUGCUUUUAAUUAAGGUUACGUUGUAGGUAAUGCAGUGUUUGUUUUUGAAAUAUUUUAUUUAAAAGUGCUUAUUACAACUACAAUCAAUAUUGUUACUUCAGUUGUUUACAGGUUAACGUGAUUUUGUUAGCAGUAUGAGCAGCGAACCUCAAGCAAAGCGUACUAAAAUGAGUGCUUUAGAUCAACUGAAACAAUUUUCAAUUGUAGUGGCUGAUACGGGUGAUUUUGAAGCUAUGAAAGCCUACAAGCCAACAGAUGCUACUACCAACCCAAGUUUGAUUUUAUCUGCAGCUGGUAUGGAACAGUACCAACAUUUACUUGAUAAAGCUAUUAAAUAUGGAAAGGAAUGUGGAGGAACAAUAGAAGAACAGUUGGGUGAAAUUUUAGACAUGCUGAGUGUGCUGUUUGGAUGUGAAAUACUCAAAAUUAUUCCUGGAAGGGUAUCGGUUGAAGUUGAUGCAAGGUUAUCCUUUGACAAGGAUGCUAGCAUGGCUAAAGCCCUGAAGUUUAUUACAAUGUUUGCUGAGUAUGGUAUCAAGAAGGAAAGGAUUUUAAUCAAACUAGCCUCAACAUGGGAAGGGAUUCAGGCUGCAAAGGAGCUGGAAAAAAAGCAUGGAAUUCAUUGUAAUUUGACAUUACUUUUCUCUUUGUACCAAGCAAUUGCGUGUGCUGAAGCGAACGUAACAUUGAUUUCACCAUUUGUGGGAAGAAUUUUGGAUUGGUAUGUCGAACAUACUAAGAACACUUACGAGGCGAAAGAUGACCCUGGAGUUUUAUCAGUGUCUCGCGUUUUUAACUACUACAAAAAGUUUGGCUACAAGACACAAGUGAUGGGCGCCUCUUUCCGGAACACGGGGGAGAUCCGCGAACUGGCUGGUUGCGACCUACUCACCAUCAGCCCCAAGCUUCUACAGGAAUUAGCUAAUAGCGAACAGCCAUUGAAAAGGGCCCUGGAUCCAAAAACUGCUGCACAGAGCGACAUUGAAAAGAUAUCGUUGACCGAAGCCCAAUUCCGCUGGCACCUCAAUGAAGACCAGAUGGCUACGGACAAACUAUCCGAGGGCAUUAGAAAAUUUGCGGCUGAUACCAGGAAAUUGGAGUCUCUUAUUAAAUCGAUGCUUGCAAAGAAGUAAAAAAAACAACGAACUAACUUUUUAGUUUGUAACCCAUUCCAGUGUUACGAGUAAGCAUGGUCACGCGUACUUUAUUUUUCUUAAAACUUAAACAGUUAUUACUUUUGAGUCGAAAAUAUGUUUCAAAAAUAGACACAAAAAAAAACAAAAUUAUCUAAACUACAAAAUUCUAAUUCAUAAUUAAUUUAUAUCAAAUAGUUAAUAUAUACUUUGCCUUUAUUAUGCUUAUAGGGCAGUUUCGAAUCAUCAAGUCUGUCUGUUUGUAGUGACUACCCCCAUUAAUUUAUGAAUAUAUACUUGAAGCUCAAGUCUAUUUUCUUAUUUGAUAAAGACAUGUAUAAGCGUGUGAUAAAGGGCAAAAGGAUAUAUUAUAACUCAAUUGUUAUAUCUAUUAUUAAUACAUACUUCACGUUAAAUAGUACCGAAACAAUGGUUUACAUAAUAAAACAAGUAAGAGACUGUGCAGAUUUAUGCUAUAAUCGUUGCUGUCUUCGAGCAAAGGUAAAAAAACCAUGGCCUUCACCGCGCGUGAAGUAAAAAUUAAUCCGUGGUGGCGUAAAAAUUAACAACCGCGCAAGAGACGAUUCUGUAUAAACUAGAGCCAUAUGAUUGGCAGUAAGUACAGUCCAUUCAUUAUAACUUGUGUCUUAUAUACUAUAGGGGACUAUAUAACAUAGUUAUAGAGAAUGGACUGUAGGGUAGUUGCAAAUAAUACGCGCCAUUGCAUGCCUUUAGUUCGCUUUGAAUAAGCACUUAUAAAUCGUUCUAUUUGGCACAAAAAAAAAA
Molecule: messenger RNA, 1930 nt
Organism: Pararge aegeria (speckled wood butterfly)
Lineage: Eukaryota; Metazoa; Arthropoda; Insecta; Lepidoptera; Nymphalidae
Gene: Taldo
Product: probable transaldolase
Exons: 8
Coding region: 146-1144 (332 amino acids)
Biological process (GO): pentose-phosphate shunt; pentose-phosphate shunt, non-oxidative branch; carbohydrate metabolic process
Cellular component (GO): intracellular anatomical structure; cytoplasm
Molecular function (GO): transaldolase activity
Source: RefSeq, a predicted model, not a curated record